GCUGAACAGGAAGUGUUGGAGGCUGAGCGUGUAUAUUUGUUUACAGCCGCGAGUUUUCCGCCUGCAUGUCGCUGGGGCUGUCUUAUGUGACUGAAAAUCUUCACAGUUUUCGGCUAAAUAUUUAAAGUAGAUAGCGUCUAAUACCGAUAUAGCAACUACCGUGCGUCUGUCAUAUUUCUGCAGUAUAAAUGGGAAUAGUACCCGCUAACAAGACAUGCUAAAAUUACGCUUUAUUAGCCUGCUAACUUCCAAGGUACCCUUCACGUUACACCGUCAUGUGUCAGUGAUAGCGUAGUUAUUUCACCUCUCUCUUACGAAGUGCAAAGCUAAUGACCACAUUUGUGUGCAGAUGCGAUAGUUUGUGCCUUCAGCGAGCUAACGUUUCCGUUUGCAAGUUAGCUAGCUGGCAAAGAAGCUAACAUGGGAGUUACACAAGACAGGGUGACCUCUGACAACACGCCUCUCAAAAGAUAAGGGACCAGAUGAUGAUACAGAAUGACCAAAGACCCGAUGCAUCAUGGCAUUAUCUGAAGUUUAUUGGGAUCACCAAAUACCCCUGCCGAAGCUUGCUCCAGUCCAGGCCAAGGUCACUGUCGCCUUGGUGGCACUCCUGUGCUUCAUUAACAGUUACGACGGGGAGUUUGUAUUUGAUGAUUCUGAAGCAAUUGUCAACAACAAGGACUUGAAACCAACAACACCCCUGAACAACAUCUGGAGCAAUGACUUCUGGGGAAGCAACCUGAGUAGCAACUCUAGUCACAAAUCCUACCGACCUCUUACUGUCCUUACAUUUAGAGAUUCAGGGGAAAAGAGGACUCAUGCAGAAAAACGUAUAUCGGGGCUGAACUACCUCUUGGCGGGAGGCUUGCACCCUGUUGGCUUCCACGUGCUGAACAUCAUCCUCCAUGCUGUCAUAUCUGCCCUUAUGAUUGACGUGUUUGCUAUACUGAUUGGUGGACUGGCCUAUGAUGAAAAGGGUAGGACGCUGAACCACGCUCCCAAGACCUCUCUGCUUGCUGCCCUCUUCUUUGCUGCACACCCAGUUCACACAGAAAGUGUGGCUGGUAUAGUGGGUCGAGCAGAUCUUUUGUGCGCUCUGUUCUUCCAGCUGUCUUUCCUCACCUACUGCAAAGCUUUCAACAUAGGGAGUGACAGAGAUGACAGGUUUUCUGUCCAGUGGGUUGUGGUCAGCCUCUUGCUGUGUGCUGCAGCGAUGCUCUGUAAAGAACAAGGCAUCACAGUCUUGGGUGUGAAUGCAGCCUUUGAUGUCCUCCUGAUCUGUAAUGUUAAUGUGUAUGAACUCAGCCAGAGGCUACUCCUUAGGAAGAAUCCACUCGAUGUAAGUGAGAUAUUGCGCACGGGAUUGCUUACACGAUUGACUCUCAUGGUUCUUGGAGGACUCUCAAUGCUCUAUGCGCGCUGGAGGAUCAUGGGAACAGGGCCACCGGCAUUCACAGAAGUAGACAACCCUGCCUCUUUUGCAGAGAGUAUAUUUCUUAGAAUAGUGAACUAUAAUUACUACUACUCUCUGAAUGCCUGGCUGCUGCUGUGUCCCUGGUGGUUGUGUUUUGAUUGGUCCAUGGGCUGUGUGCCUCUCAUUAAGUCAGCCACUGAUUGGAGGAUGGUGUGGCUGCUGCUGCUCUGGUGCAUCCUGAUAGGCUUGAUAAGCCAAGCCUUAUGCUCGCAGGACAGCCAGAGAAGGAGGACACUGACCUUGGGUCUGGUGCUGCUGGUGGUCCCUUUUCUGCCGGCCUGUAACAUUUUCUUCAGGGUGGGCUUCGUCAUUGCUGAGAGAGUGCUCUACCUGUCUUCAGCUGGCUACUGCCUACUGUUGGCCUACUCCCUGGGACACUGCUGCUGCUGGUCCAAAUACAGGAAGCUACUGUGUGUGUCGGUGCUUGCGCUUUUGUGUGUGUAUGUAGCUCGCUGUGCUCUCCGCAGUCACCAGUGGCGGUCAGAGCAAAGCCUCUUUGCCAGUGCCCUGUCUGUCUGUCCGCUCAAUGCCAAGGUCCAUUAUAAUGUAGGUAAGAACCUGGCUGACAGAGGGAACACUACCGCUGCUAUCAGAUAUUACAGAGAGGCAGUCAGACUACAUCCUACUUAUGUCCAUGCUAUGAACAACCUGGGGAAUAUCCUGAAGGAGAGGAAUGAACUGAUCGAGGCAGAAAAGCUGUUGUCUAAAGCUGUUUCUAUUCAGUCUGACUUUGCUGCAGCUUGGAUGAAUCUGGGUAUAGUUCAGAACAGCCUGCAGAAGUUUGAGGAAGCAGAGCAGAGCUAUUGGAAUGCCAUCCGCUUCCGGAAAAAAUACCCAGACUGCUACUACAACCUAGGGCGCUUGUAUGCUGACCAGAACAGACAUGUAGAUGCCCUGAACGCGUGGAGGAACGCAACUGUGCUAAAACCUGACCACAGUCUGGCUUGGAACAACAUGGUCAUUCUGCUGGACAACACUGGUAACUUGGGUCAAGCAGAGCUGAUCGGCCGAGAGGCUCUGAAGCUCCUCCCUAACGACCACACUAUCAUGUUUUCAUUGGCUAACGUCCUGGGGAAAUUACAGAAAUACAAGGAGUCAGAGGGCUUCUUCCUUCACGCUCUUCGGAUCAACCCAAAUGCUGCUAGUUGCCAUGGCAAUUUAGCUGUGCUGUAUCAUCGCUGGGGAAAGCUGGAGCUGGCAAAAAAACACUAUGAACUGUCUCUAAAGUUGGACCCUGAGGCUCCUGGGACCAAAGACAACUAUAACAUGCUGCGACGCAAACUGGACCAGCUUAAACGCCACACACCCUGAGGGGUACUACUAGGACCCCUGCCUGCCGUAAAACUAAUUUUUCCAUUGUUCCACUUGGUAUUGUUUUAUCUCGCUAAUUCUGGCUUUGUACCAUUUGGAAAUAAAGACCAUGAUCUGUG
Molecule: messenger RNA, 2904 nt
Organism: Siniperca chuatsi (mandarin fish)
Lineage: Eukaryota; Metazoa; Chordata; Actinopteri; Centrarchiformes; Sinipercidae
Gene: tmtc4
Product: transmembrane O-mannosyltransferase targeting cadherins 4
Exons: 19
Coding region: 518-2785 (755 amino acids)
Biological process (GO): protein O-linked glycosylation via mannose; endoplasmic reticulum unfolded protein response
Cellular component (GO): endoplasmic reticulum
Molecular function (GO): protein binding; mannosyltransferase activity
Source: RefSeq, a predicted model, not a curated record